AUGGCAGGACUAGACGAAGACGUUGUAGACGAGGUCCUGUACUUGGCGCGAGCGAACGAAGCAGCUGAGCUCGAUUCGUACAUCUCCGAAUUGUCCACACAAACGAAGCGAUCAAAGACCGAACUCUACACUGCGGCUAUCGACCCAUAUUCGAAGAAUAGCGCGCUGCAUUAUGCUGCUGCUAAUGGACACAACGACGUCAUCAAGCUGCUGUUCUCGACCGGCGCUGAGAAGCCUGAACCCACAUUCCUCAACGCGGUCAAUGAAGCAGGCAACACACCCCUCCACUGGGCCGCGUUGAAUGGUCAUCUCGAAAGCGUAAAACUUCUCAUUCACGCCGGUGCCGAUGUCACGAUCAUCAACCGAGCGGGCCACGAUGCGGUCUAUGAAGCGGAGAUCAACGACAAGAAUGAAGUCGUAGAUUGGCUCCUUGGAGCCGUGGAGGAACUGGAGAAAGGAAUUGGACAGACUGGCGAAGCGGAAGCGGAAGCUGGAGAGAACACCGACGAGAACAUGGAUGAUGCAGACGCAGAGGCGGAGCAUGCCCAAGGCAACAGUGCAUCGGCGCAAGGGACUACAACUGCAUCAACGGUCGAAGAUGUCCAGAAGCAGAUGGCGGACCUAGGUACCCAGGAUCUUGCGUCCAAGGGUGGCUGA
Messenger RNA from Alternaria arborescens, 657 nucleotides. RefSeq lists its product as hypothetical. The record is from RefSeq and is a predicted model, not a curated record. NCBI's taxonomy places the organism in Eukaryota, Fungi, Ascomycota, Dothideomycetes, Pleosporales, Pleosporaceae. Gene Ontology annotation, molecular function: protein binding. The transcript is spliced from 2 exons. Bases 1 to 657 code for a protein of 218 amino acids.